This is a messenger RNA of Zootermopsis nevadensis, 4019 nucleotides long. It is a transcript of the gene alphaCOP, whose product is annotated as coatomer subunit alpha. Gene Ontology annotation, biological process: retrograde vesicle-mediated transport, Golgi to endoplasmic reticulum; endoplasmic reticulum to Golgi vesicle-mediated transport; intra-Golgi vesicle-mediated transport. NCBI's taxonomy places the organism in Eukaryota, Metazoa, Arthropoda, Insecta, Blattodea, Termopsidae. Gene Ontology annotation, cellular component: COPI vesicle coat. Gene Ontology annotation, molecular function: protein binding; structural molecule activity. The record is from RefSeq and is a predicted model, not a curated record.
AAAUGUCUCCUGAAAAUUAAAUUGAAUUUUACACUUUUGUGUUGUACACUUCACAGCGACAAACAUUUAAGCUCAAUUUUAUGGUAGAGAUAUUUAUCGUGUUGGUAGUAUUUGUCUAUAAACAAGUGAAAGUCGGUUGACGUGGACAGUGGUUUGAUGUGGAGUGUAUUAGUUUGUGUAAAAUUCACGCGCUUUAACUGUGUGCAUUUAAUUUUGGGACCAUGUUAACCAAAUUUGAAACGAAGUCGGCCCGUGUGAAAGGACUGUCAUUUCACCCUAAACGUCCAUGGGUUCUGGCAAGCCUACACAAUGGAGUGAUUCAGCUGUGGGACUACAGAAUGUGUACACUGCUGGACAAGUUUGAUGAACAUGAUGGUCCAGUUCGUGGAAUCUGCUUCCACAGUCAGCAGCCACUUUUUGUGUCAGGAGGAGAUGAUUAUAAGAUCAAGGUGUGGAAUUACAAACAGAGACGAUGCAUCUUUACGUUGCUCGGUCAUUUGGAUUACAUUCGCACUACAAUGUUUCAUCAUGAAUAUCCAUGGAUCUUGAGUGCGUCAGAUGACCAGACAAUCCGUAUCUGGAACUGGCAGAGCCGUACAUGCAUCUGUGUACUUACUGGACAUAACCACUAUGUAAUGUGUGCCCAGUUCCAUCCCACUGAUGAUAUCGUUGUGUCCGCCUCGCUCGAUCAAACUGUGCGAGUGUGGGACAUUUCAGGUAUAGCCAACAAUCUGGAAGGCCUUCGGAAGAAGAAUGUGGCACCAGGACCGGGAGGGUUAGAUGAUCACCUCAAGAAUCCUGGAGCAACAGACUUGUUUGGACAAGCAGAUGCUGUUGUGAAACAUGUCUUGGAGGGUCAUGACAGGGGAGUGAACUGGGCCUGUUUCCACCCCACACUUCCUCUGAUCGUCUCAGGCGCAGAUGACAGGCAGUUAAAGCUGUGGAGAAUGAAUGAAGCAAAAGCAUGGGAAGUGGACACUUGUCGUGGUCAUUAUAACAAUGUUUCAUGUGUCCUAUUUCACCCCCGUCAAGAGCUCAUUCUCUCCAACUCUGAGGACAAGAGCAUUCGUGUGUGGGACAUGACCAAACGUACUUGUCUACAUACGUUCAGAAGAGAACAUGAACGUUUCUGGGUUUUGGCUGCCCACCCAUCUCUCAAUCUCUUUGCUGCUGGCCAUGAUUCUGGUAUGAUCAUUUUCAAGUUGGAGAGGGAACGUCCAGCUUAUGCCGUGCAUGGAAACAUACUCUACUAUGUGAAAGAUCGAUUCCUCCGCAAACUAGAUUUUACCACAUCCAAAGAUACAGCUGUGAUGCAGCUUAGAGGUGGUGGACGCACUCCUGUGCACAGCAUGUCAUACAAUCCAGCAGAGAAUUCUGUUCUGCUGUGUAUAAGAACCAGCAAUGUGGAGAACAGUGCAUAUGACUUGUAUAGCAUUCCCAAGGAUUCAGAUAGUCAGAAUCCUGAAUCCCCAGAAAGCAAGCGUGCAUCAGGUGUCACUGCCAUAUGGGUAGCAAGGAAUCGCUUUGCAGUUCUGGACCGCACACACUCGUUGAUGAUAAAAAAUCUGAAAAAUGAGGUGACUAAGAAAGUUCAGACUCCAAACUGUGAUGAAAUUUUCUAUGCUGGAACUGGAAUGUUGCUGCUGAGAGAUUCUGAUGGUGUAACCUUGUUUGAUGUUCAGCAGAAGAGAACUCUGGCACAGGUGAAGAUUUCCAAAUGUCGAUAUGUUGUGUGGUCAUCUGACAUGACUCACGUGGCUCUGUUGGCUAAACAUACUGUUAACAUCUGCAAUCGUCGGCUUGAAUCACUCUGCUCAAUUCAUGAGAAUACACGCGUGAAGUCCGGAGCUUGGGAUGAUAGUGGAGUGUUUAUUUACACUACAAGCAAUCACAUCAAAUAUGCUAUCUCCAAUGGGGAUCAUGGAAUAAUUCGCACACUGGACCUUCCAAUUUACAUCACUCGUGUGAAGGGCAACCAGGUUUUUUGUCUGGACCGUGAGUGCAAGCCACGCAUUCUUAAUAUUGAUCCUACAGAAUUCAAGUUCAAGUUGGCGCUUAUUAAUCGUAAAUAUGAUCAAGUGCUUCAUAUGGUACGCAAUGCUCGUCUGGUGGGACAGUCCAUCAUUGCGUACCUGCAGCAGAAGGGAUAUCCAGAAGUGGCUUUACAUUUCGUGAAAGAAGAAAAGACCCGAUUCAGUCUUGCUCUUGAGUGUGGAAACAUUGAAGUUGCUCUGGAAGCUGCAAGAGCCCUUGAUGACAAAGCAUGUUGGGAAAGGCUAGGACAGGCUGCCCUCAUGCAAGGAAAUCAUCAAGUUGUAGAAAUGUGCUACCAGCGAACUAAGAACUUUGACAAACUCUCAUUCUUGUACCUCAUUACGGGCAAUCUUGAUAAGCUGCGAAAGAUGAUGAAGAUCGCAGAAAUAAGAAAGGAUAUAUCUGGCCAGUAUCAGGGAGCCUUGUUCCUGGGUAAUGUCCAUGAGAGAGUAAAAAUUCUCAAGAACUGUGAUCAGCACUCGCUCAGUUACUUGACCGCAGAGGUGCACGGACUCGUGGAAUCACAGUCUCCCAUAAACGAAAAUAAUGUUCCACCAAUACGGCCAAAUGCAAAGCUUCUAAAACCCCCUGUACCAGUAAUGCAGGCAGAGACAAACUGGCCUCUUCUCACAGUAUCUAAGGGAUUCUUUGAGGGUGCAGCCAUGACACGAGGAAAGAGCGGUGUGGUGAGCAGUGUACUGGCUCCAGAUUCCGCUGAGGACACCACUACAGAAGGCUGGGGAGUUGACGCCGAACUGGGGCUAGAUGAAGACGGUCUUGGUGCAGAUGAGGAACGUGAACUUGGUGCAUCUGGUGAUCCAGAAGGCAGUGGCUGGGAUGUGGGUGAUGAGGAUCUGGUGUUGCCUCCUGAGCUGGAGAGCACAGCUGUAGCAGGAGCAGAUGAUGGUUACUUCGUGCCACCAACAAAGGGACUGUCACAACUGCAGGUGUGGGUGAACAAUUCACAGCUUCCUGUUGAUCAUAUCCUAGCCGGGUCAUUUGAGUCUGCAUUCAGAUUGCUACAUGAACAGGUUGGCGUGGUGGAUUUCAGGCCAUACCAUACACUUUUCCUCAGUAUAUUUUCUAGUUCACAUACUUCUUACACAGCUCUCCCAUCCCUGUCACCAUUGUAUGGCUACCCACAUCGUAACUGGAAGGACGCAGGUCCUAAAGGUGGAAAACCAGCCAUUGGUAUCAAGCUGGCAGACCUGAUUCAAAAGUUGCAGGUUUGUUACCAGUUGACGACGGGUGGAAAAUUCAGCGAGGCUAUCGAGAAGUUUCAUGUACUGGUCCUGAGCAUUCCGCUUCUGGUUGUAGAGACUCGCCAAGAGGUCACAGAGGCACAGCAUCUACUUCAUAUCUGCAGAGAAUACAUUCUAGGACUAAAAAUGGAGACAGCGAGAAAGGAAUUGCCCAAAGCCACUUUAGAGGAUCAGAAACGCUUGUGUGAGAUGGCAGCAUAUUUUACACAUUGCAACCUUCAGCCAGUCCAUCAGAUCCUUACUCUCCGCACAGCAAUGAACCUCUUCUACAAACUGAAUAACUACAAGACUGCAGCGUCAUUUGCGCGGCGUUUAUUAGAACAAGGUCCUCGCCAAGAUGUGGUGCAGCACGCUAAGAAAAUGCUGCAGGCCUGUGAUAAAAAUCCUGUAGAUGAACACCAACUGCAGUACGAUGAGCACAACCCAUUUUCACUUUGUGGCCGGACGUAUCGUCCCAUCUAUCGUGGGAAGGCAGAGGAGAAAUGCCCGUUGUGUGGGGCAAGUUAUAUGCCUCAGUUCAAGGGAACAGUGUGUGCAAUAUGUAUGGUAGCAGAAGUCGGCAAGGACACGGUCGGACUGCGUAUUAGCCCGCUUCAGUUUCGCUAGUCCUAUGUAAUCAUUAGUAUUUGCUGACGCUACAUCAACAUAAAUGAUGUCUGACAAUUGAUGAGUUUACGCAUUUGGUGUAUUUUAGAUAAUUAAAUUUAAUUUCUGUGAUUAUAA